UCUUGGCACGUUCCACAAUCGUCUCAGUUAAUUCUCCAGACAAUUCUAGGACUUGCGUCUUUCGAGCCCAUUUUACGGAUGGGGAAACUGAGGCUUAGAGGCUGAGGCCCUUCCCCAGAGCCGCAGCAGGCCUGGCACCGGGUCUGCCCAGCUCCCCGGGAGGCUGCGGGAGGGCCAGGUGGCAUGCAAGGAGUUAAGCGGUAGGCAGUGCCGUGGCUCCGCGCGAGGAGCGCGCCGGGCUGAGGCGUGCUGGCGGCGGCGGCUGCGCUGGGAGCUCGGGCUCCAGAGACGUGAAGUCCGGGGGAGCGAGCGAGGCAGGGAGGGAGGCAGCGAGAGAGAGGGAGGCGAGGCGGCCGGAGCCCCGCGCCCAGCCGCAGCCCGCGCCCAGCGCGCAGCGGGCCCGGGCAUCCCCGGGCGGGUGCCUGCGCGGGGCCUCGCCUUGGCGCGGGGCACCCGCAGUGCCGCCCGCCCGCCAGCCCGCCCGAGCGCUAGGCUCGCAGGAGCCCGGUUUGCACUUCCUCUCGCCUCCGCCCGCCUCCCCGGCUCACCGGCUGGCGUCGCCACCGCCUCCUCGUCCCCGGCCACCGCUGUCGCCGCUGCUGCAAUCCAGGACGCACACUCUUCCACUUUCCCGCUGGAGGCGCGGAGGAUGCCCCUUGCACCAGACCCGGAGAAAUACCCCCCCGGGCCGCCGGGAGGAGACUAGGCGGCGAGAAAGAAAAUCCAGUCUCCCUUUCUUGGAUGCCACUGCAGCAGCUGGCAGCUGGGAAGGCACCCACAGAGCGGGUGCGCCAAGCGGGACGCGGGAGUCGCAGAGAGAGAGACCCCGGGCGCUGGCUGGGCUCCGUUGGCAGAGUUUGCAAGUGACUGAGACCCUCAGGUGGCAGCCCUGAGCCCUAACGCUUCACCAGAUGAAAGGCUGCCCGCUUGUGUUUCCACCAGGUGGACAGACUGAGCUUGGUCCCCAGCUGGGGAAGAGGCCCUCCGUGAAUUAACCUAGCUCCUAUAGGCCUGAGCAACCGAGAAGGGGCAAGAAGCGAACUCCAGCUGCCUGUGAACCCUCACAAAAUCCUCCUCUGAUUGCUAUUUUCCAAGUUCUUUGGAAUUCUGAGGCAGAGAACAAGAUGUAGGAAAAUGGGACCAACUCCUGAGUGCCCUGAGCCUCAGAACCCCUUUCAUGGCCCAAAGAAGCUCACCCUGACCUCAGGAGGGCUGGGGAAGCCUGUCUUCUCUUCUCUUGGUGUCAGCCAAGCAUUGGACUUGCCCUCCUGCCCUGGACUUGGCAGUCACCUUCGCAGCGGGAUUAAGACUGAAGAUCCCCAGGGGCUCCAUCCCUAAGGGAAGCUUGAGAAACAAAGCCCCCCUCCAUUCUCUCCUUGGACCACACCCCCCCAACCCCCAGCUGAGCCCCAGCGAUCCAGUCCGGAAUGAUCCCACUAUGGCCAAGCUCUGGUUCAAAUUCCAGCGGUACUUCCGCAGGAAGCCUGUGCGUUUCUUUACCUUCCUGGUGCUCUACCUGACGGCUGGGAGCCUUGUCUUCCUUCACUCUGGUUUUGUGGGUCAGCCUGCCGUCUCCCAGAACCAGGCUAACCCCGCUGUGGGGGCCCCAGCGGAGGGCGCUGAGCUGACCUUCCUGGGUGACUUAAAUCUGGGCAGAGGCUUCCGGGACACAGGUGAAGUCUCAAGCAUCGCCCGCAGGUACGGACCCUGGUUCAAGGGCAAGGACGGGAAUGAGAGAGCCAAGCUGGGGGACUACGGGGGAGCCUGGAGCCGGGCCCUCAAGGGGAGGGUCGUCCGGGAGAAGGAGGAGGAGCGAGCUAAGUACAUCGGCUGCUACCUGGAUGACACCCAGAGCCGGGCCCUUCGAGGCGUGUCCUUUUUCGACUACAAAAAGAUGACCGUCUUCCGUUGCCAGGACAACUGUGCAGAACGGGGUUACCUGUACGCUGGGCUGGAGUUCGGCGCCGAGUGCUACUGCGGCCACAAGAUCCAGGCGGCAAACGUGAGCGAGGCGGAGUGUGACAUGGACUGCAAGGGCGAGCGGGGCAGCGUGUGCGGCGGAGCCAACCGCCUGUCCGUCUACCGGCUGCAGCUGGCCCAAGAGUCAGCCCGCAGGUACGGAAGUGCAGUCUUCCGAGGCUGCUUCCGCAGGCCCGACAACCUCUCCCUGGCCUUGCCUGUGACGGCUGCCAUGCCCAACAUGUCCGUGGACAAGUGUGUGGACCUCUGCACGGAGAAGGAGUACCCGCUGGCGGCCCUUGCGGGCACUGCCUGCCACUGUGGCUUCCCCACCACUCGGUUCCCCCUCCACGAGAGAGAGGACGAGCAGCUCUGUGCCCAGAAGUGCAGUGCGGAGGAGUUCGAGAGCUGUGGGACCCCCAGUUACUUCAUCGUGUACCAGACGCAGGUCCAAGACAACCGCUGCAUGGACAGACGGUUCCUCCCAGCCAAGUCCAAGCAGCUCAUUGCUCUGGCCAGCUUCCCGGGAGCCGGCAACACAUGGGCUCGCCACCUGAUCGAGCUGGCCACAGGCUUCUACACUGGCAGCUACUACUUCGAUGGUUCUCUGUACAACAAAGGGUUCAAAGGUGAGCGGGACCAUUGGCGCAGUGGGAGGACCAUCUGCAUCAAGACACAUGAGAGUGGCCAGAAGGAGAUCGAGGCCUUCGACGCAGCCAUCCUGCUCAUCCGCAACCCCUACAAGGCCCUCAUGGCGGAGUUCAACCGCAAGUACGGUGGACACAUUGGCUUCGCUGCCCACGCCCACUGGAAGGGCAAAGAGUGGCCGGAGUUCGUGAGGAACUACGCCCCGUGGUGGGCCACUCACACGCUGGACUGGCUCAAGUUCGGCAAGAAGGUGCUGGUGGUGCACUUUGAGGACCUGAAGCGCGACCUCUUCGUCCAGCUGGGCCGCAUGGUGGGCCUGCUGGGUGUGGCCGUCAGGGAGGACCGGCUGCUGUGUGUGGAGAGCCAGAAAGACGGCAACUUCAAGCGCUCUGGGCUCCGCAAGCUGGAGUACGACCCCUACACUGCGGACAUGCAGAGGACCAUCUCCGCCUACAUCAAGACGGUGGACGCGGCGCUCCGGGGGAGGAACCUCACGGGCGUGCCCGACGACUACUACCCCAGAUGAUGGAUGAUCAGACCGGGGCAGGGGGCGGGCCGUCCAGACCGAGCAGGCCCUGGGCACUCCGGGCCCCUGGGGAGUCCCACCCGCCAGUCCGCUCUCCCAUGUAGGUAGGGACCAUCCCCUUGGCCUAGCGUUGGCCUCCGAUGAGUUUCCCGCAUGACGAAGGAGGCUCAAGGGAAGAGAUGGUGCAGGCACCUCCCACCGACUCGCAACCGCCCCCCCACUCCUUGGAGAUGGAGGGGCGGCCGGUUUGGGGAGUUCCCGCCGCCUGGACCCUGCUCUGUCUCCGGUGUCCCUGCCCCCCGCACCUGUGGGAAGGAGGGCUCCUGGGUGUCCCAGAGAUCGGGGUUCCUCACUGCGGGUGUGGAGGACCCUGGCACAAGAGCUAAAGGGAAUGGCCCAGACUCGCCCCCGUGCUGGGCUGAGCACUCGUAGCAGCCCCAUCCUACCCCACCCAGGAAGCGCGGUGACAGGAUUUAUCCGGGCCACUUCUGUCUGCAGGAAGAUUGCUGGGAGGUUUCUCCGUGGGCUUAGGUUUCUGACAUUCUGUGGGUCAGAGAGGCCCUGGCUCUCAGGGUAGGUUAACUGGGGCCACCUGGUGGGGUCACAGGCAUCCGGAGCCCCCACGUGGCGUGUCCACUUCGGGACCUGGGAUUCUGCCCUUUCCUCGCCCGCUGUAUCCAGGAGAUGACCCGCUUCCAGGGGUGACACCUCUCUCCACCGUGGGGUCCCACGCAUUGAUCUGACACUGCCCUUCCAACCCCUACCAGCGGGUCCUCUGCUGUCCAGGCGGGAGAACACGCGUGCCCCAAAUCAUGUGACCUGUGAGCGAGAGAGAGCCCCACAACCUUCCCAGACCAGCGACCCACCUUUGGUCAUAGUCCAGGGGGGCCCUUUAAGGAAAGGGGUGAUGGGAUGGUUCUUCAUAUCUGUACAGACGCUGCUCUUUCGAUGCUGAGAUGUCCAACCAAAAGACUGGGUGGCUGAUCAUCUGUCUUAGAAAGCAUCAAGUUCCAGGAUUCCCUCUCUCCCCUCACCUUGGGUACCCGUGGUUUCGCAUCCUGCCCACACCUGCAUACCUGCACCACCAACCCCCACCAUGUAGAUGCAAAAGCCAUAGGUCACAGCUCCUUGCUGUUCUGUCUGGAACAACCCCCCCAAGCAGCUCCCUCUGAAGCCUUGGGGUGCAGGUAAAUGCUCAUUCCCAAAUAGCCAAGAGACGAUGGAGAAGGCAAGUGUAAAGAGAUAUAUUUUUCUAAGAGGAAUAUGACUCAUACAUUCCACCCCCUUGGAACCCGGCCACACAAAGAGAAGGGCUGGGGGAUCGGACCCAUUGUCCUCGUCCCUGAGCCUUUCAUCUUUAGGAUUCGGGCCACCCCAGGGCCUGGCCAGGGGGCUCUGAAUGUAUUUUGUACCAAAUUUCUUUCCCCCAGGCAAAUUUCUAGUCUUCUUUCUCGAAGCAUCAGAGGGUUUGGCCUCCCCGCCCUGUAAGAGGUCAGCUCUCUCUCUGGGAGACUCUGGGUCCAAGACCUGAGCCAUUUCUUUGCCGGUGGUCUCUUCAGGCCACCAGCCUCUAUCUGAAGACUCCUCAGGUCAACACCAUCAUUAAAAGCAAGUUUUGUUGAUAAUUCUA
This is a messenger RNA of Bubalus bubalis (water buffalo), 4763 nucleotides long. RefSeq names its product WSC domain containing 2 (gene WSCD2). Lineage: Eukaryota; Metazoa; Chordata; Mammalia; Artiodactyla; Bovidae. The record is from RefSeq and is a predicted model, not a curated record. The coding region runs from base 1439 to 3133 and encodes 564 amino acids. The transcript is spliced from 9 exons.